This is a messenger RNA of Oryzias melastigma (Indian medaka), 2051 nucleotides long. RefSeq names its product apolipoprotein B mRNA editing enzyme, catalytic polypeptide-like 2a (gene apobec2a). Gene Ontology annotation, cellular component: nucleus; cytoplasm. The transcript has 4 exons. Bases 756 to 1475 code for a protein of 239 amino acids. Lineage: Eukaryota; Metazoa; Chordata; Actinopteri; Beloniformes; Adrianichthyidae. The record is from RefSeq and is a predicted model, not a curated record. Gene Ontology annotation, molecular function: cytidine deaminase activity; RNA binding. Gene Ontology annotation, biological process: cytidine to uridine editing.
UGUAUUUGAAACAUUAUGGUUUUGUGUGUAGCAGUUGUCUGUUUUGAAUUUUUUUUGUGUCUGCAACCUUUCUGUUUGUGUCUAUAGAAGUUGUGUGAGCGGCAUUUGUUGUGUGUCCAUACAUUUUUCUAUUUGUGCAGCAUUUUUGUUGUGUUUGUAGUAUUUUUCUGUUGAGUGAAGCAGUUGUGUGUCCAGUGGUUUUGUUAUGUCUGCUGCAUUUGCGUUGAGCCCGUAGUAGUUGUGUGUGCUGCAGGUUUGUUGUGUGUGUGCCAGUUUUGUGUCUAUGUAUAAGUGUGCACAGAGGUUAAAUUCAGAGUCUCAGUUUUCAGCCCACUCAGGUCUGAGUUCACAUGAGCAUGCACGUUGGGUCGAACUGAAGUGGCCGUCACGUGCACACGCCCUCCUGUAAAUAGCGCUGCAGCUGCUGCAGCCUGAAGAUCCUUUAAAGGUUUCUUCAUAUUUUUAGAUUCAGCAGCAGAAUUUUUAUAGUUUCUGAUCUUUUUUUUUUGAGUCAAAGUCUGUCAGAUUGCAAUGUAGAGCAGAUUCUGGAUUUUUCUCUGUUAGUGAAUUCUUGAAGAAAACCCACAUUUGAGUACCCCCCCACCCCAUCCCCAUCUUUGCUGGUCUUCUUUUGCCCACCCCCACCCCCUCUCCCUGUGUGACUCCAUUUCUUCUGCGGGCUGGUUUGCUUUUAGUUCUCAUCUGUCUUCUCUCAACUCCCUGUAGUUCAAGACUGUCCACACUUUUCUAUUCCGAUGGCUGACAAAAAGCGCACUCCACCAAAGAGGAAAGAACGGACGGAGGAGGUCAGAGAUGACGGACAGAAGCCUGAGGAGAAUGGAGAGGUCCCCUCGGACUCUGCUGCUGCUGCUGCUGUGGAAAACAGUGAGAAUGGAACACUUCAGUAUGAGCCCAUGGAGCUACCCCCUUUUGAAGUCAUCACUGGGGACCGGAUCGACCCAUUUGUCUUCAAGUUCCAGUUCAAGAAUGUGGAGUACUCGUCAGGUCGCAACAAGACGCUGCUGUGUUACCUGGUUGACAGUGGGGGAUCAGGGGAUGGGCUCCUACGGGGCUACCUGGAGGAUGAACAUGCUGGCACCCACGCUGAGGAGGCGUUCUUCACACACUGUCUGCCCAACAUCGACCCCAGCGUUCAGUACAACAUCACCUGGUACGUGUCGUCCAGCCCUUGCCAAGCUUGUUCCUUAAAGCUAGCAGAGCUGCUGAAGUCCAGGAAAAACGUCAAGCUCAGCAUCUUUUCUUCUCGCCUGUUCGAGUGGGAGGCAGAAGAGGUCCAGGCUGGCCUGAAGGCCCUGCACAGCGUCGGCUGCAAGCUGAGGGUGAUGAAGCCUCUGGACUUCUCUUACACCUGGGACACCUUUGUGGAAACUGAAGAGGAACCGCUGAACCUGUGGGAGGACUGCAAAGAUAACUAUGAGUACUACCAUGAGAAGCUGGACCAGAUUCUGCACUGACUGCACUUUUCUCCAUGACUGCAGUGUUCCACUCUGAGCACAGAUGCCAGGCAAUCCCUCAGGUCAUUCAGUGGGCACAAGCGUUUCCUGGACCAGCUGAAAGUCCUGGAUCCUGGAGUGGUAUGAAAGCAUCUGCACUGGGAGAUCUGGAUUUCAUCCUUGUGCAUUUUUUGAUGGAAAAAUUGAAAUGGACUAAGUUAAAUUAUGAUAAAAACCAAAGUGUAUUCCAAAGCUUGAACAACUCUCUCUGUUCAAAGAUCUGACCACUUGUCGCUCAGCGUCUUUUGGUCUCAUUGACCUUCAUCUCUUACCUUCAUCUGCCUUACCUUCAGGAUCGUUUGUCAUCUGCUAUUCUCUGAUUACAGAGAAGAUCUUAGUUCAGUGCAGAUCUUGCAGUGCAAGCCCACAUCAUCCACAUCAUCCCACUAUGCCUGACGGAUUGUGGGAGUAUGCACUGAAACACGUGUACUCAUUUCUUGUGACUUCCCUUGUUACUGAAUCAGUGUUUCUGUAAAUGUACCUCACAUUUCAUGUGUAAUUUUGACAAGAACCAAAUAAAUCGGUUUUUGAAGUUUA